AUGAAAAAGAACUUUGCCAGAGCAGAAAUUCCUCAUGCAUGCGUCAGUGACAAUGGUCCACAGUUCAGUAGUCAUGAGUACAGCCAAUUUGCCAGUGAAUAUGGAUUCAAACCAGUUAAGUCGUCGCCUUAUCAUAGCAAAGGCAACGGAAAGGCAGAAUCUGCAGUAAAGGUGGCGAAAAAUAUUCUAAAGAAAGCGCGGCAUGAAGAUCCCUACUUGGCAUUGCUGGCAUACAGGAACACUCCACAACAGGGCCACAAGUUUUCACCUGCUCAGAGGCUUAUGAAUCGGAAACUACGAGAUAUCACUGUGUCAGUACCUCAACAACUUAAACCACAUCCUGUUUCCAGCACUGAAGUUGUGAAUGAUAUAAUGUCGCGUAGAGUCCGGUCCAAACAACAGUAUGAUAAAAGAGCAUCACCCAAACCUUUGAAAUCGGUUUCGCAAAAUGACCAAGUCUUCGUGAAACCAAAUCCGAAAAAUAAACACAAGCCAUGGAUAUAUGGAGAAGUCGUAAAAAAUCGUGGCCAUCGGUCGUGUGUCGUGAAUACGGCUGUUGGACUAAUUCAAUGA
Molecule: messenger RNA, 573 nt
Organism: Paramuricea clavata
Lineage: Eukaryota; Metazoa; Cnidaria; Anthozoa; Malacalcyonacea; Plexauridae
Source: the annotation of a GenBank genome assembly